AUGGUAUCUUCCAAGAUCCUAGGUGUACCCAACAACUCCGAGAAGGUAUCCAGUUUGGCGACCCUUCAAGGCCAGACCAACACUCCGCAGAAAGAUCGCAUCCUGGAGGACGCGGACGAGGUCGUGGACGCGGUCAAGGUGUCAAGACCGCUGCAACUCCCUGUCCCGCCUCCGGGGCCCGGACAAGAUCCUGCGAUGCCGACGGAGACUGAACAACAACUGGCGCUAGCCGAACCAGCGCGCCCGACAUCGACCCAUUCGACGCCAAGACGAGCUUCUCAAGUGAUGGUUCCCCGUUCUGUGCAGUCCAGCCCUGGACGGCCCCUAGACCGUGGUUCCGACGCUCAUGCAGCACGUCUGCCGACGGAGUUGGCGCUGAGCCCUGCGGCUGCAAGCGCUCUUGGAAAACGUGAUCAUGUGGCGCUGCGAGAGUGGCGCGAGACGAGGGUCCCGGAUUCCGGUGCACCACUACGUCUUGGGCCUGCUCCUGGCACUCGUGUCUUCGGACCUGAACUGCCAACCACGCUGCACUCAACGUUCCAAGAUCCGCUUCCGCUGAUUCCACGGGGCACGAGUGAAAUCCCAGGAUCCGACGUAAACUGUCUUGCUGACGACGAAGCCGAGCGAGAAGUCAUCUCUCCAGUCGACGUGGUCUACGACGAGGGAGAAGAAGAGUACGACAUGGAAGCUUGGGUCUUCGCCGCAUUCGAGACUGGGAAAUACUUGGGUCUUGUGAACGCUGGUCGGACUUCCGAGUCUUGGAUCAAGGCGUUGUCUGCCAAACGCAGACGGCAACCGCUGGUCUCGGAUAUGAAGGCCGUCACCGUAUCGCCCAAGUUGCUUCCGGCUGCUGCAUGCGUCGCUGUGCUCCAGACCAUGUUGAUGGAGGCCGGCUUCGAGUUUCGCAAUGUGAUUCCUACGUGGAGUGAAGUCCGUGCGGUGUCCGAGGUGUCUGAGAAUCUGAUCCGCCGAGGUGUUGAAGAAGUUCAACUCAGACUCGCAGUUGAGAGUCUUGAGUGGAACAAGCUGAUGGAUGGCGUAGGGUUUCACAUCCGACAGCCGCUGGAACCUCUCCCAGCUGUGCAACUAUCCGAGCGAAGUACAAGUUCCCCGACUGAUGCCGAUGGAGACGUCCUAAUGACGGACGACGCUGUGGAACUGCUUGGUGAAGAAUUGUUGCACCGCUUGAUGAUCACGCGGACCAGAAGAAGAAGUCCUGCUUCAAGCGCGUCUGGACAACCAGCGCCCAAGCGUGCGGCCUUAGAAGCUGAGCGAUCUCCGCCCAGUUCCCUGAUGCCUCCGAAAUCGUCGUCCCAGAGUCUGGUGCCCCAACCAUCGGUAUCCCAGAACGUCGAGCCUCGGACUCAGAGCCUAGUCCCUAGAGCUCCAAGUCUUGAGCUGAUGGCGAGUGUGGACUCAGUUCCUAGUCUGGUCGGGCCAAGUGGUGCUUCCGACGAGUCGAUGAACGCGGCCGCUGAAGGAACAGACCAUGCCUUGAGUCAUACGCCUGGACCAAGCCCGAUGGCGAUGGUAAUGAUUGCGCAGGAGAGCGCGGCUGCGGCAGCUGCCGACCCGGGUUUCGGUGUCUCGGCAGUCAUCAGAGAGCAGCGCAAGUCUCCAGCCAGAACACUCGACGCAACCUGCUCCCGGGUUGCAUCCAACGUGGUUGCCCCUCCAAGCUUCGUGUCUUCCACCACACCCGCAGCCGGCAUGAACCGUGGCGUCUCCACAUCAAGUGCUAUGCCACGGACUCAAGCCACUUCGACAAAGGUCGCGGACCCGGAGUCUAAGAAGAAACCACAGAAGUCCGUGCAUUCUGGGAAGUCAUCGCGAUCCCGGAAGUCCGCCGCGAAAUCUGCGUCGUCCAAGUCUUCGAUGUCAGGAAUCUCCUCUCAUGUGUCGUCCUCGAGGUCGUCACGUUCCGGCGCGUCCGAGGUCGCCCUGGUCAUGAUGAGGCAGCAGGAGGCCGCCCUCAACCAAGUACGCGCCGACAUGGCUGCCGAGUUGCGUGGCAUUCGCCUAGACAACCAGCAGCAGACCGCUUCCCUCAUGGAGCGUCUUCAACGGGGCGAAGAAGCCCUUGCCGCAGAACGUGAGUCCCGCGGUCGCGACGCCGAAGUUGCUGAAGCUUGGGUUGCUGCCGCGGUGAAGAUGGGGCGCGGCACACUUAUUCCCCCCGAAGCGCCAUUGCCGAGUGUGGCCCUGGACACCGCCACCGCUGCUGUGUUGGCGGCAGCCGAGGAAGUGAAGGCAGAGAGUGAGGGCAUCGCGCAGAGCGCGAAUGCCCAUUUGGCCGCGUUCGAGGACCAGUUGCGCAAUGUCACGUCCGCGUAUCUGCAGAAGUGCGCCCUGGCCCAGAAGGUUCAACGUGAGAAUGAUGCUCGCCUACGUCAACAAUCGACUAGUGUACCUGAAUCUAGUGGAAAAGCCACCACGACGAGUCGCACUUCCUGCGACAAAUUUGCGGGACGGUCGCCCACUUAUAUCGGCAACAGCAAGUGGCCGCGGAUUCGCUGGCAGCAGCGCAGCUUCAAGCGACCAUACAAGCUCCAAGUCAAGUUGUCAAACGCGAGAUGGGACCAGGCGAGACGAAGCCGACUGGGACACGUGAAGACACGUGUGACAGGCAGGACGGGGUCAAGUGAGACCAAGCGUGGAAGGCAGCCGAAGGCUGCGACACAGACUCGGUCCAGUGUCGCUGCAGUCAAGGAAGAAAACUCGGAAGAGACCAAGAGCUCAGCGAAAGGUGUCACUCGGGACUCUGCGAGUGGGAGUGGCCAUGUCCCCAGAUAUUCUGGGAAGUCGGCUAAUAAAAAGUCUUCCCAGAAACACAAGCGUGGAAAGAAGAUCCGUCGCGGUAAGCGACCAGGUGGCGAUCCCUCAUCGUCAGAUUCAAGUUCAAGCGGUAGCUUGUCUAGCAGCGAGUCCAGCUCGGGCUCCGACUCCGACUGGGAGCGCGGCCUUGCUGAGGAACUCGCCCCUGCAACAGUACCAGCCGGUAACGGCCAAUCGUACACGUUCCGCCCGUAUAUCCAGUAUGGGGCGGUGGAGAUGUUUGAUCCCCACGCCAAGUUCGAAGACCGCAUGAACUGGUGGGAGCGGUUUAUCUACGCUGCUGCGUUGGGAGUCUGGCCGGAGAAGAUGAAGUUGCGUCAGCUCCUGGGUCGACUACCUGCCCCGCUACGUGCAUGGUUCCGCCAACUACCCGAGAAGGACCAGAAGGACUGGUCGCGCUUGUCGAAGCUGUUUCGCAAGGAGUACUGCCGCACCGAGGCGUCCCCGAACGACCGCUAUUAUGAGUUGGGACCGGAGAAUGGCGAGUCUGCGCGAUCGUUCCUGUAUCGACUCAACGCUGCAGCCAAGAAGGCCGACGUCGAGUACGAAGACUCUCCGAGUGACCGGGAACUCCACAUCCGUCGCUUCAUCAAGAAGCUGGCGGAUCGUCGUCUGAAGAUCACACUUCAGGGACAAACGUUCAAGUCGAUGAAGGAGCUCGAGAAAACUCUCAAGCGUAUCGAAGCGGUGCAGCGUGAUGAUGGAUAUGAGACGCCUCCACCUCCAAAGACCCGCGAUGCGAAGCCUAGUGGUGUGAGGUUUAAUCGAUUCCCUCCUCCGCGUCGAACUCAAGGUGAACGUGCGUACUUGGUCGAGAACCUGGACUCGGAGUCAGAAGACAAGGCUUCCCCGCCCUCGGGCUCCGAAGAGAAACCAGAACCACGUUAUCUCCCGGGAACUCCGCCCCCGUCCAGUCCAUGGGGCGUACGGUGA
Molecule: messenger RNA, 3768 nt
Organism: Phytophthora sojae
Lineage: Eukaryota; Oomycota; Peronosporomycetes; Peronosporales; Peronosporaceae
Exons: 6
Coding region: 1-3768 (1255 amino acids)
Source: RefSeq, a predicted model, not a curated record